GGUGUAUCUGCGUCUUUGUUGUUUUGUUUGUGUGCUGCUCACAAGACUCUCCUUUUUUUUUUUUGUGUUGAAAAUCCCAAUCGCUUAUAAGCCCUAGCCACCAUCAUCAUAAACUCAUUUUUUCUUUUGAACUAAUGUUCUUUUUCAAUCUUCGUCAAUGGACUCUCAAACCCUAAUGAUCGGACCUUCAUAUCAUCUCUCCGGCAUCUCCUCCCGCCGGAGAAGGGGAAAUGGGGGAGGGGAUUACAAGGUGGAAUGGAAUCCUCACCAACAAGGUGAAAGUGAAAAGUUCAGGAGAGUGUUUCACCAUGGUGAAGCAUUCUGCUUUAUGAUGGUUCUGUUCCAUAUCAUCAUUAUUCUGGCUAAAGGUGAAUCAUGUUCAAUGAAGGGACAACAAAACCAAGCAGAGUAUGAUGCAUGUAUGUCCUACAAACCCAAUGAGGUGGAUGGCUUUAGUGGUGAUUUGUCAUCUGGUUUCGUUCUUGAGAACCCCGUACCUCGUCAAAGUCUUGAUAGCGUGUGUUCACAUACAGACUUGUUCUGCUUUCCAUCCAGAUUGCGGGGGUUUUUGUUUGAAGAGAAGAAUGCCCAAUCACAAGUGGAAGAAGUUUCUGGGGUUCAAUCUGAUGUUGAUAUAGGAUCAGAUGAAGAGGAUAAAAAUCUUAGCAGGUCAUCUGAUUCUUGUAUUUUCAAGUUUUUGGGUGGAAGAACAAUUUCAUGCUAUCUGAGUUACCAAGAGUGUUACAGUGAAUUGCCUUGUAGUUGUAUAAGAAGGAAUAGGCAAAAUGGUGUUUCUUUUGGUGAAGUGCCUUUGUCUGAUGAUAAAUGUCAAAAAUUGAAACCAAAAGCAGAAGACGAGACAGACAGUUUCAACAUUUUGGGUGGUUCUUCCCCUCAUGUAGAAAUCAAUCCCCCUUUGCUUGACUGGGGGGAGAAGUAUUUAUAUUUUCCUUCAUUAGCUUUUCUAAAUAUUAAAAAUACACACAGCGACAGGACACUGACUGUAUUUGAACCUUAUGGAACCAAUUCUCAGUUUUACCCUUGCAAUUUCAGCGAAACAUUGUUGGCACCUGGUGAAACUGCAUCAAUUUGUUUUGUGUUUUUGCCUACAUGGUUGGGUUUCUCUGCAGCGCAGUUUGUUCUGCAGACUAGCUUUGGUGGUUUCUUGGUUCAGGCUAAGGGCUUUGCUGUUGAAUCUCCAUAUCGCAUACAGCCUUUAGUCAGCCUUGAUAUUUCCUCUAGUGGAAGGCUGAGUAAGAAUCUUUCUUUGUAUAAUCCUUACAAUGAAGCCCUCUAUGUUGAGGAGGUAACUAUUUGGACAUCUAUUUCUUCAGGAGAUAAUACCCGUUAUGCAAAGGCAAUUUGUAAUAUGAAUAAAGGUGAAGAUUCAAACAAUAAUUUCAGCUUGCUUGGUGUUAAGGAGUGGCUGGAUGUCAAGGGUGAUGAGGUUGGUAUCCCUCUAGUUGCAAUUAGACCCCAUAGGAAUUGGGAAAUUGAUCCUGACAAAACUGAGACCAUCAUAGAAUUAGAUUUCCCUAGUCAUACAAGGGGAGAGAUAUUUGGUGCCUUUUCUCUGCAGUUGCUUAGCUCUUCCAAAGGUAAAGCUGAUACAAUUAUUGUCCCUCUCAAAGCAGAACUGGGCAAGAUGUCUGCUCACAGUGAGCUCACGGAUCCACUUUUUUUGUCUAUUCAAACUGUAAAACCAUGUGCUACUGAUGGUACUAGUGUUGUUGCUUUGUCAGUGAGAAAUGAUUCUCCUUACAUAUUGAGCAUUGUCAAGGUAAGUGAAGCUGGAGAGAACAUCAAGUAUUUUCGUGUCAGAUAUGUUGAGGGACUAAUACUCUUCCCCAGUACUGUUACGCAAGUCGCUGUAGUCACAUACAGCUCCCCAUCUGUUCAGCUUGAUCCUCUGGUGCAAGCUCAUGAAAUGAGCAUGAACUGUAAAUUGCUCGUAUCAACUAAUGACUCAAGAACUUCUGAAAUUGAAGUUACUUGCAUGGAUGUAGUCAGCCUUUGUUCAGGAGGUAAAUAUGACACUUCAAUUGGUCAAGAAGAACACUCUGAUGAAGUAGAGCUUGGAAAUACAAGAGCAAUCUCUUCAAGCAGCAGCAUGCGGUCCCCAUUAGAAAGCAAGGCUGUGGAUACAACAAUGGCAGAUGAGUCGGUAUUGAAGAACUGGAAAUCUCAUGCUACUGCUAAUGGCAUGUCCGUACUGGAUGAAAGUGAAGUAGUGUUUCCAGUGAUUCAAGUUGGAAGUUAUCACUCUCAGUGGAUCACAAUAGAAAACCCAAGUCAAAAACCAAUCUUGGUGCAGCUUGUUCUAAACUCCUGGGAAAUUAUUGAUGAGUGCAAGACUUCAGGAAGCCAUUUGCAGCCUUCUCUAUCAAGUAGAAUAGUUGCUAACUAUUCUAUUGCUCCAAAGAGAUACGGUUUUUCGCUAGCAGAGAAUGCAGUAACUGAAGCACUUCUUCACCCUUUUAGUAAAGCAUCAUUUGGUCCAAUUUUAUUUCAACCUGCAGCUCGAUGUCAGUGGAGAAGUUCAGCUUUGCUCAGGAACAAUCUUUCUGGUGUGGAGUGGUUAACUCUCAAAGGAUCUGGGGGAUUGCUUUCUUUGGUCUUGCUUGAUGCGUCUGAACCUGUACAGAACUUGGAAUUCAAAUUAAACAUGUCAACCCCUCUUAAUCUCUCUUCUUCGGAUGUGCUAUAUAACAUGAAGGAUAAAUUUCAUGCAUGUUCCCUGUCAUUGUCAAAGGAGCUUCAUGCAAAGAGUGGGGACUUUCCCUUGGAGGUCAAAAAAAUUGAAAUCUCUGGAACAGAGUGUGGAACAGAUGGGUUCGUGAUAAAUGGUUGUAAAGGCUUUUCUCUUGAACCUGAGGAGUCUAUAAAGCUUGUGAUAUCAUAUCAUACUGAUUUUUCUGCUGCCACUAUACACAGAGAUCUUGAACUGGCUUUGGCAACUGGUAUACUUGUUAUACCAAUGAAAGCUAGUCUUCCUAUCUGUGUGCUUCAUUUCUGCAAGAGGUCUUUGUUCUGGACGAGGGUGAAGAAAUUGCUCGUCACAAUUCUUUUUCUAACUUCUUUAUUCUUUCUGGUUAUUUGGUGCAUCAUACCCCAAGUGGUGGCAUUUGGCUCCCAUGAGUGCUUGCCUAAGAGUGGAAAAAGCUAUAUGACAUCUGUUAGUCAUACUGGAAAAUUGUCUCGCAUGCAUCCCACUGAGAAACAGAUUGGCAAGUUCCUCUUCUCCUUUAAAUUGAACGGUUUGCUUAGGUCAAUUGGGGAAGGUGAGGCUCUGUCAGUUGAAAGUUUCAGUACAUGUGAAGAUAUUCAAGCUGUCUCCCAAAAUCUAAGUGUAACUGAUCAGAAUGUGAAUCAUUGUGCAGGAUAUAACUCUGUAUCAGAUACCCAAAAGGGAAUGGAGGUGUCAUCCUCUGCAAAGUCGGUAGCAAUUCAGAGUUCUAAUAUAUAUGAAACCUCAAAAGCUGGUAAUCUCACUGUCAAAAUUGCAAAAGAAAAAGGGAGGAGGCGGAAGAAGAGAAAGAAUUCUACGACUGCUUUGGUUGGAGUUUUUGAUGUUUCAAGUAGUCAUAGUGGCAAUUCUACACCAUCGUCACCCCUGUCUCCUACCUCAAAUUCAACACCUCGUCGGCCAUCUCCACAGUCUGCUGAUGUGGAUCGACCUGUUAAGCUCAUCAAUUCCUUUGCUGAUGUUGGUAAUCAUCAAUGUAAAAAAAGUAUACACCCCGAAUUUGUAUCUCAGAGGAAUGUCUUGCAGAGAGAGGUAACAUUAACGGAUGGUGGAAAAAAUUCUUGUCCUCCUCAAGAGAAGCCUGCUGCACCUAAAAGAUCAGCCAGCAAACCUGUUCUUCUGCCUUCAGCAACCUUCCCUUGUGCUGAUAAAUCUGCUCCUCACUUGAUGUGUCGUCAACCAGUAUUGGCUUCAAGUUCUGUAAUUGCUCCUCAUUUACGAGCUCCUGGAUCUAAACCUCCAAAUCAGAUGGCAGUUAAAACUGAUGAAAAGAUGGGUAUGGAGGAAAAGUUUACUUAUGAUAUUUGGGGUGACCAUCUUUCCAAUCUUCCCCUUGUAGGUAGGUCAAAGGAGGUAUUGGAGACGCCUCCGUGUGCUUUAGAAAACAGCUCCAGUAGUUUCUUUCUAAGGGGUCCACAGACCCUUAUUACCAACUACCAACAAAUAACUGUAAGUUCUGACCGUGAAGGUUAAUGAUAAUUUAGUUAAAAUCUAA
Molecule: messenger RNA, 4241 nt
Organism: Solanum verrucosum
Lineage: Eukaryota; Viridiplantae; Streptophyta; Magnoliopsida; Solanales; Solanaceae
Cellular component (GO): membrane
Source: RefSeq, a predicted model, not a curated record